UUUCACUAACAGCUGACAAACAGUUGGCAGAUAACUUUUUAAUCCGAUAGCUAUAAACUUGCGCCUAUCGACUUCAUCUCCACAAUCGUCGAAGUGGAUGUCACAGCAAAGGCGUGAUAAGGCAGUGACUCUUAUUCGUUGGUGACUCAAAUUCGAAAUUUGCAUAGUUGGAAUAUGCUGUCCUAGAUUCCAAAGGGGAAAGAGAACAACUGUUUGCUAUUAUAAAGGUGAAUAUAUUCAACAACUAUUUGAUAGAUGAAUAUAUCGCGUCGAUAUUAGAUAUCAAUCCAUACACCAAAUUGCCAUUGUCUACCUAUAAACAGGAACUACCUAUACAACAAUGCACUCAUCUCAAAUAUAUUUCAAAAUGAGAUCACCGGCUCUUCGACUAGCUCAAAGCACGUCCCGCUAUGUUCAGACGAGGAGUUACUCAACGACCCCUACGCCAGUUCGACAUCUCAUGUCAAUCAGCGAUCUAACACACAAUGAAUUCUUAACCUUGGUGGGCAGAGCCGCGCUAGCUAAACGUCUUGCUAAAGAUGGGAAAUUUCCCCGUAAGUGGGGUCAGACGUUGGCUGGGCAGACGGUAGCCAUGAUGUUCAGCAAGCUCAGCACCCGGACUCGAGUCUCGACAGAAGCUGCUGCAGCUAUGAUGGGGGCUCACCCUAUGUUCCUUGGGAAGAAUGAUAUCCAACUAGGAGUGAAUGAGUCAUUACUAGAUACAUCCAAAGUCAUCUCAUCCAUGACUUCCUGCAUCGUAGCUCGAGUCGGUCCUCACAGUGAUAUUACGGGUUUGGCGGAACACUCUGCCGUACCCGUUAUCAACGCGCUGUCUAAUGACUUCCAUCCGCUCCAGAUCAUCGCGGAUUUCCUUACAAUCCACGAGUCCACCCAAGCCUCGGAAAAUGCCCGCCCUGGUGAAAUCGUGCCGGAAGGGCUAAAGAUAGCGUGGGUUGGAGAUGCGAACAAUGUACUGUUUGAUUUCGCUAUCGCUUGUGUGAAAACAGGGAUUGAGUUAUCAGUCGCUACGCCUCCUGGCUAUGGCAUCCCUAAGGAGAUGGUGGACCUAAUCACCAGCCAAGCUGCGUCUACAGCGAGGCCCGGUGUCUUGAACCAAACAUCUAUCCCCGAGGAAGCCGUCAAGGAUGCCGAUUUCAUAGUGACCGACACGUGGAUAUCUAUGGGUCAGGAGGAGGAAACCCAGAAACGACUCAAGGACUUUGCCGGCUUUCAGGUCACCAACGACUUAGCGAAGCGCGGCGGAGCAAAAGCAAAUUGGAAGUUUAUGCAUUGCUUGCCUCGUCAUCAGGAGGAGGUCGAAGACGACGUCUUCUACUCUGAUCGAUCUCUUGUGUUCCCUGAAGCGGAGAACAGGUUAUGGGCUGCUUUUGCUGUUCUGGAGGCCUUUGUUGUGGACAAGGGAAUAAUUAAACCAAAAGCUAAUAAGUAGGGCACUGAUUUCAUGGCUUGGAAUUUAAACUUCAAAGCAUGAGAAAUAGAGUAAGGAUUGAUCAUUAGAUCCGGCGAGGUCUGGAAAAGGUGGACUGGCAUGGAAGAAUAUGAAUACUCAAAAACGUCUUCGCAUGGCCGACGUAGUUUAGUCUCCGUACCUAUAGCCAAACGGCAGUAAAAUCGCAACAACGGUUUAGUGAUUUUACUAAAUGUCUAUUGAGGUAGUUUGCACUAAUCCAUGGAUGACCUUCGUCUACAAUGUAGCAAUCCCAAUCAAGC
Annulohypoxylon truncatum is the source of this 1731-nucleotide messenger RNA. Its product is annotated as ornithine carbamoyltransferase precursor-like protein. Gene Ontology annotation, biological process: L-citrulline biosynthetic process. The record is from RefSeq and is a predicted model, not a curated record. The coding region runs from base 341 to 1450 and encodes 369 amino acids. Lineage: Eukaryota; Fungi; Ascomycota; Sordariomycetes; Xylariales; Hypoxylaceae. The transcript has 4 exons. Gene Ontology annotation, cellular component: mitochondrion. Gene Ontology annotation, molecular function: amino acid binding; ornithine carbamoyltransferase activity.